AUGAGCCCCUUUGCCCGACCCCGAGUCCCAGAACUCGAACCCCAAACAGGUCUCAGCGAAAGAGAACUACUAAACUUUAUCGACGGUCUAAACGAAGCAUUCAUGGCAAACCCCGCCCUCCGAGCAACGGGCCAGAUUGGCAUGAUGGUUGGCUUCGUUCCGCUGGCUACAACGCAGAUUAUAGGUAAUAGUUUGGAAGCUGCUGCUGGUUUGGCGGGUGCCGGUGUUUCUGCUGUUCGGACGAAACAGUAUCUGAAGAAGGUUAAUCAGGUUACUUUCGGGCCGAGGGGGUUUUGUGCUAGGGUCGUUAAGACGGAGAAGAUGCUUUCACUUAUUGGGGUUGGGGGAUCCUUCUCCUCGGAUCAGUAUAGUGCUCUUGUUGGGAGGCACUCUUCCGAUGUGGGUUCGUCAACUGGAGGGUCUGGUUCAAGGAUCUAUAGCCCUGAACAGACAGUUACUCAGAUGCAACGCCCCCUCGAAAAGAGAAUGGCACUGCUCGGUGAUCGCGUUAUGAGACUUUCGUUCGAUAAUGUGGCUUCACCGGCUGAAGCGAACAACUGGAUAAAGAAAUGGGGUACAUACUCUGCGCAAAGGGCAGAGCAGAAACAACUCCAAAAUCUGAAAGAGAAAGAAGAAAAGCAGAGUCGCAAAUCCGACAAGGCGGCAAGAAAGGCUGGACGAAAGGGACGGAGGGCUGACGACAAAAUUGCCGAUAUCAUGGACGAGAUCGAUGAUCUUCAAUGUCAAAUUCAGGGCUUGGAUUUGAGCCGGCGGAAAGGUGAGAAGACUGAGCGCGAGUUACGCAGGGAUUUGAGGAGGUUGGAGAGGAAGCUCGCGGAGUUGGAGGAGGAUAAGGAGUAUGAUAUUUCUCGCAAGAGUAGCAGGGUGCAUAGAAAGGAGACUAGGAGGAAUGAGAAGGAAACUAAGAAGAUUAACAAGCUCUACUGGGUUGUCAUCUUGCCUGUGGAUCAGAAUCCUCCUGAUGAGGAACGUGACUUGGAGUCAGAGGAAGAGGAGGAACAGGCUGUUACAGAUAAGGCUUCAAGGAUUUAG
This is a messenger RNA of Penicillium canescens, 1053 nucleotides long. RefSeq lists its product as uncharacterized. The record is from RefSeq and is a predicted model, not a curated record. Bases 1 to 1053 code for a protein of 350 amino acids. NCBI's taxonomy places the organism in Eukaryota, Fungi, Ascomycota, Eurotiomycetes, Eurotiales, Aspergillaceae. The transcript has a single exon.